UAAAACUUCUACAUAGAACGCUCUUCAUACAAGUUUCAUCAAGGCGCCACACCACUAUGAACGUCCGUGGUCUCUCUCGUCGCCUCUGGGUCUUCAACAAGAAGUGGCCUGUCCAGCUGCACGUUGCAUGAGCGCUUUCUUCGACAGGCUCCGGAGGGCUUCCAUCUCACCUUUAGAUUUUACACUGCCGGCCUCAGCUUUUUGAUUGUAUUAUAUCAUGACAACACUGCAACAUCGUGCCGCGGCUUCGACGCGGCUGCGCGACGCCCCAACCCUUCCCCACUCGCUUGUUCGCCGCGGCUUCCUUCGGCACCCUGCACGCCAGGCAGUUUCAGCACGGCCGCGUCUAGCAGUCCAGGUUCGCGCGGACGUUAACUUCGACGCUUUCAGGCCCCGCUCGUUUUCCUCCGUUCCUCAACCAGCUUCGCUGGUGUCUGCGCCUACUGUGAAGCAGCAUGACUUCCUAGUUAUCGGCAGCGGCAUUGCCGGUCUUACGUACGCGCUCAAGGUUGCCGAGUAUGGUUCUGUGGCCAUUAUUACCAAAGAUCAAGCCAGUGAGGGCUGCACUCGCUACGCCCAGGGUGGCGUUUGCGCGGUGUUGGAUGAGACCGAUAGCGUCGCCGAUCAUGUCCGUGAUACUAUCGUCGCUGGCGCCUUCCUAAAUGAUACAAAGGCAGUCGAGGUUGUUUGCCGUGAGGGUCCAGCGCGCGUGCUGGAGCUUGUGGAGCUUGGUGCCGAGUUCUCGCGCAACAGCGACGGUACCCUGCACCUCACCAAGGAGGGUGGCCACAGCAACCGUCGCAUUGUACACGCAGCGGACCUCACGGGGGCAGAGAUUGAGCGCGCCUUGCUGGCGAACGCCCGCGCCAACAAGAACAUCCACUUCUACGAGCACCACAUGGUGGUCGACUUGGUAGUGGACGAGUACGGUGGCACCCUGCACUGCUUCGGCGCUGACGUGCUGGACCAGCGGUCGAACACGAUGACACGGUUCCUUGGGCUGUCGACCAUGCUCGCCAGUGGAGGUGCGGGCCAGCUGUACCCUAACACGACCAACCCGCAUGUGGCCACCGGCGACGGUAUUGCAAUGGCCUACCGCGCGCACGCCAACGUCAGCAACAUGGAGUUCAUGCAGUUCCAUCCUACGGGUCUAUACAACCCAUCAGGCAGCGGCAGCGCCUUUCUGAUCACCGAGGCUGUUCGCGGCGAGGGCGGUAUGCUUUUCAACAAGGCUGGCGAGCGCUUCAUGACGAGCUACGACGAACGGCUCGAGUUGGCACCCCGCGACGUUGUGGCACGAUCUAUCCACGACCAGCUCAUGCGCCAUGAAGACGAGCACGUUUGGCUGGACAUCAGUCACAAGCCCCGUGGCGAGGUCCUGCACCAUUUUCCCAACAUCGCCGCCAAGUGCCAGGAGCUGGGCAUCGACAUCACCCGCGAUCCCAUUCCGGUGGUGCCGGUGCAGCAUUACACGUGCGGCGGCGUUGCUACCGGUCUGCUGGGUGAGACCAGCGUCCAGGGCCUCUACGCCUGUGGUGAAGUGGCAUGUUCGGGGCUGCACGGCGCUAACCGCUUGGCGUCGAACUCGCUGCUGGAGGGCCUGGUGUUUGCGGAGCGGGCCGUCAACCCCAGCGUUGCGCAUGCUGAGCACGCACUUCGGCACUGCAGCCGACAGCUGCACUAUGCGGCGGCGAGCGCGGACUUCCGGGGUGCGCGUGGAUCGCGGGAACUGACAAGUGCAUUGGGAGGCUGGGUGGCGACCCGCCGCCAGGAGCUGCGUGACAUUAUGUGGCGUUGCUGUGGCAUUGUUCGGAGGACCAAGGAGCUGGUGGCUGCUCGCGACUACAUCCUGUCGCUGUACAUUGAGACCAAGGCCAUCUACAAGAACUAUGGCAUCAACACGCAGCUGGUGGAGCUGUUCAACCUUGCAACGGUGGCGGAGCUGGUCGUGUCCUGCGCUUUGCAGCGGAAGGAGAGCCGAGGCUUGCACUACAGCGCGGACUACCCGCAUUCGGACGAGUCGCAGCGCCGGCCGAGCAUGAUCAGCACGUCUCUGAAGUCCCGGUACGACCUGUCCCCCUUCCUACGCAACACGCCGUCCAUGUCACCGGCGAGUGGUGGCGGUCCUGCAAGCGCUGCACAGCCAAAGCGCUUGGCACGCAAGCAAGCUCCUCGGGAUCGUGAGUUAGCGGUGCGGUCCAUGCCGCUGGACUCGUAAGCAUAGGUUUGUCCCAUGUGGCUUUGCUUCUUUGGAGAGAUAUUGUUUGCGGUUCAUGCCGCAGAACUCGUAAGCAUAGGUUCGUCCCAAUGUGGCAUUGGUUUCUUGGUGAAGUGUUUCAUAUGCGGCUAGCCGGCGUUAGGGGCAGCACGUUACCGUUGCAGGCGAAAAUGCUAGGGCAGAAUUGGCUGCUUAACAUGUCAUGUAACUUGUACUGCCUGUGUAUACUAGACACAAAGGAUGGCCACCUUCUGCGCUAGAGGGUUUGCGUUUUUGUCAACCUGCGUCAAGUUACUUGUUAUGUAACACCUUGGCACGACGUCGUUGACGUCGUUGUCCCGUGAGCUGC
Messenger RNA from Astrephomene gubernaculifera, 2567 nucleotides. The record is from the annotation of a GenBank genome assembly. NCBI's taxonomy places the organism in Eukaryota, Viridiplantae, Chlorophyta, Chlorophyceae, Chlamydomonadales, Astrephomenaceae.